This is a messenger RNA of Microthlaspi erraticum, 333 nucleotides long. The record is from the annotation of a GenBank genome assembly. NCBI's taxonomy places the organism in Eukaryota, Viridiplantae, Streptophyta, Magnoliopsida, Brassicales, Brassicaceae.
AUGGGCGUAUUUACUGAAUUUGGUGUGUGGAUCAAUCGGAACAUGCAAGAGCCUCGUAAGGACGAGUCCAAGAGAGGUGAGAAUGCUAAAUCUAGUUCAGUUUCAGAAAAAGAUACUAAUAUUCAGGAACCAUGGUAUUGGGAUCCUGCUGAGGACCCUAAGAAGAAGGCUGAGUACAAGAAAUCUGGGCAGCAUCCUAGAUCUAUGCCACUGUAUGCUACAGAUCCUAAAUAUUAUGACUUAGCUGAGGUUUUUAGACAAGUAGAUCUUUGGAUAGUCCCAAAUAGCAAGCAUCCAUGGUAUGAUGCUCCUGCUAAAGUGAAGGUAAUAUAG